Molecule: messenger RNA, 2808 nt
Organism: Sabethes cyaneus
Lineage: Eukaryota; Metazoa; Arthropoda; Insecta; Diptera; Culicidae
Gene: Sox15
Product: putative transcription factor SOX-15
Exons: 3
Coding region: 1-2808 (935 amino acids)
Biological process (GO): regulation of DNA-templated transcription; anatomical structure morphogenesis; cell differentiation
Molecular function (GO): RNA polymerase II cis-regulatory region sequence-specific DNA binding; DNA-binding transcription factor activity, RNA polymerase II-specific
Source: RefSeq, a predicted model, not a curated record
AUGGUGCAUGAUGAGUUUCGUUGGGGAGUGCGGAAGCAGGGAUCGUGCAACGGAGCUGAGUCCGUAGCGCAGCGCAGCACAGUGCAGGAGGGAAAAGCAUUCCUCGCAAAGCAGCGGGCCAUCGGCUACGGUGUGCGCGGCAAGGAGCGAGAAAACCCAAGAUUGCAAAGUUGUGAUAAUAAUUUUAAUAACUUAAGUGGCCUGACUUUUGAUCGUGAAAUGCUUUGCGCUACAUGGUUGCGCCUUAGAGGACAUGGUGAUGACGCGACGGGAGGAAGGCGCUCGCCACAACACCAGCAGUCGGCACAGCAGAGCUACCACCGAUCCUACGAGGAUUAUAUCCACCCCCUGCAGCAGCAGAGUCAACAGCAGAGCCAACAACAACAGUCCCAAUCUCAGACCACGGCAGCCGGUUCCCCGCUGCCAGGUCACCAUUCUGCAGCGGGCAGUGGUGGCAGUGGAACUGCUGCAACUAGUAUGCUGGCACCGCAAAGUCCCAGUAUGCUCGGCACCAGCAGUAACGGCAUGAUGUCCUCUCCGCUAAUGCAAUCCCACUCUCCCCUGCUUUCAUCGAAUCCCUCCCUGCUAAACUCACAAUCCCCGCUGCUCUCCAAUUCUCCACUGAUGAGCCAGUACUCUCCCUAUCAGGAUGUCAUCCCCACGAUUUUACCCCAGGACGACCCAAGUGGAUGGGGCGGGUACGCUUUGGCGCCCGGUCCUUAUCAGAGUGAAUUCUGUGCGUCCAACUAUGGGGUCUUGCAUCAGCGGCAACAAUACGGUCCCGGUGCACACGGGAAAAUGGGACCACACGGGUCACUGAAGAGUGCCAAAGAAGCACGCAUCCGGCGGCCGAUGAAUGCAUUCAUGGUGUGGGCCAAGGUGGAACGGAAGAAGCUUGCCGACGAGAAUCCAGACCUGCACAAUGCCGAUCUCAGCAAAAUGUUAGGCAAGAAGUGGCGUUCGCUGACGCCUCAAGACCGCCGACCGUACGUAGAGGAAGCUGAACGACUUCGGGUCAUCCAUAUGACCGAACAUCCUAACUAUAAAUACCGACCACGCCGUCGGAAGCACACAAAGGCUGCCCGUGGUGGAGGUCCCGGUACCAAUGGAGGAGCCAGUAAUCAAUCAGUCGUGGCUAACAAUACUCAAAAUGUCAACGUGAGUAACUCUUCGCCAAGUGAACUAAACUACGAUGGUGAUUCGUCACAGCGAAUGAGUCCGUACAGCUACAACCCGCAUUAUUACUCAGGGACGAAUAAUGUCCUUAACACUCCAGAUUCCAGUCCAACACAAAGUCCUGAGCCAGUGCCGCCAACGGUUGUACCCUCAUCUGUCAGCAGUCGGAAGCAUACUGGUAGCUCCAUUGAUGUAAGUCAAAAAAUGGACGAUGUCUCCUCCGCGCUUCCUACGCCGGAAAUGAGCCCCCUUGAGUUGGAAAAAGAAAGCUAUAAUGGAAUUCCUAGUAAUCAUGGCUACGACGAUCUGAAAAGUAAACAAAAAUUGUCUUAUGACAGCUAUAACAAUAUUAAAAGUGAACAGAAACUGCCUGCCACAUUCCCAAAUAGCUACGAUCAUGACAGCGACAUCAAACGAGAGUACAGUUCCGCUGGGUCCUACAUGAGUUCAGGAUCGGAAAAGCGAUACUCGUACGAUUCGCCACUAACCAAUGGCCUUCAUGAAAAACGAAACUACCACUGUGUUAGCAGCGGAUCGACAACGACUACCGCUAUGGUAAACGGGAUGUAUGUAAUGUGUACGAAUCGAAGCAUUCUUGACCAAGGUCACAUCGUCACCGGGACGUACUUUCCCCCAUUGGCGACUUCCGAGGAUCACCAGACUUUAGGAACGACUCUAACCACAACUCAUGUGCCGCAUCUCAGUACAAACACCAGCAACAAUAGUAACAAUCACAAUCACGGCAAUAGUAACACCAAUAAUAACAACAACAUUACCUCCGGAAAUGGUAGCAACCACAGUCUCAGCAAGACUAACAACGGGUUACUGAACAGCAUUCAUCUCAGUACCGGUGGAAACUCGAACCAGCUGGCGCAGCAGUCAUCGCACCAGUCUUCACUGACAGCCGAACAGAUAAAUAACUACUACGGUGUCAAUUCCCUAUCGUCCGGACUGCCAGCCUACUCAUAUGCUUACAAAGACUACGGGAUCAACUACGAGUCACCAUCACUGACGCAAGACGAGGUAGAUUCUCGCGAACUGGAUAAGUAUCUUAAGUAUCCGGACAGCAAUCACAACUUCAACAGCUACGAAUCGUACCAUCACAGUGGUGCCAUCUACGGUCAUCCCCAGACCGAUUACUACAACUACCAUCAACAGAACGCCAGUCUUUUAGUCCAACAGCAACAACAGCAACAGCAGCAGCAGCAGCAGCAACAGCAACAACAACAGCAGCAACAAUUAUCCCUAGGGUCGGCCUCUCCUGCUGGUAGCAGCCAUGGAUCCUCUGGCACGGUCGGAAACGCCGGUGGAAAAGCUGACGGUAUGAUUGGCGCAUCCGCUCAUCUACCGACCACUCCAGUGGCACUGUAUGCACUUCCAUUACAGCAUUCUCAGCUAGCGGCAGCUCAGCAACAGCAUCAUCAGCAGCACCAUCAACAGCAGCAGCAGCAGCAUCAUCAUCACCAUCUCCAGCAGCAUCAGCAGCACCAACCGCACCUCUCGCAGUCGCAUCAUUCGCACGGUCCGAGUUCGCAUGGUAUGACCGAUAUCUACGUCACCAGUGAGCAGCUGAAGGAGGACGAGUUCAGCAACAUACUGGCCGGCGUGAGGAAGACUUGCUACAGUAAUUAG